Messenger RNA from Tripterygium wilfordii, 1070 nucleotides. RefSeq names its product nuclear pore complex protein NUP54-like. The transcript has 10 exons. Lineage: Eukaryota; Viridiplantae; Streptophyta; Magnoliopsida; Celastrales; Celastraceae. Gene Ontology annotation, molecular function: structural constituent of nuclear pore. The record is from RefSeq and is a predicted model, not a curated record. The coding region runs from base 1 to 1005 and encodes 334 amino acids. Gene Ontology annotation, biological process: protein localization to nuclear inner membrane; NLS-bearing protein import into nucleus; nuclear pore organization. Gene Ontology annotation, cellular component: nuclear pore; nuclear pore central transport channel.
AUGUGUAACACUCUCUUGUGUACGCUAUUCGCGUCACAAACGCCGCAGCAACAGCAGCAGACUCCACUGUUUCAGCAGCUGGCCACGGGUUUCGGAUUCCAAACUCCAUUUGCCACCCCGCAAGCGACCCCGUACCCCAAUGCGCAAUUGACCACUCAGAUGGCACCUGUGGCGCCCCUUCCUUACUCUCUCGCCGAUCGUGACAUUCAACUUGUUCAGGAUUUGAAGGAUCUCUCACAGCGCCUGAAGGUAGUUGUUCAAAACUGUAGUUCAUCGAUAUCAAUUUUGAAAUCCUGGAGUUGUGUCAGGGGAAGUAAUGUUGCCCGUCUAAGUUGGUAUGGCUGCUGGUUGAAGUUUAUAGUCGAGGAUGAAAAUUUCUUGAGAACAUGGUGGUGUGGUUACUGUACUGAUAUCAUUUAUAUGGCGUCACUAAAAAAUAGUCAAGCUAUCCAAGAUGAAGUCAUUCUCUCAAAUGCUGAGAGGUUGAGAACGACACAAAGGAAUGUGAAAAUGCUCCAAAGGCAUUUUCUGGCAGAGACUCUUCCUUGGAUUGAGAGAUUGAGACAAAAGGAGCAAAGUCUUCAGAGUUUACUUUCUUCGUUCCCUUUUGCUUGUCAACCCGUGAUCUCCUACUUUGAGGUUACGAGAAUAGUUGAGGCACUGGAGAAUAAAGGUUGCAGGUUGCCCUUAAUGAAAGGGCAAGUAGAGGUUGCUGAGAAGUUAGCUACAAUAACCAGACAGCUGAAAGGAUCUGGAGCAGAACUUUCAAGGAGAGUUCAGAGCAUGCUCACUGUAUCUCGCGUACAAGCAACUGCUAUUGGUUGUUCUUCUGUUUAUCUUCCUGGGUCUACCAAAAUUCAUGAACAGUCUCUUGCUGAUAUGCAAGAGGUUUUACAACAACAAAAUGAGGCAAUUGCUAGGCUUGGCACUGUGUUGAAGCGUGCUAUUAGGGAUAUGGAAAUUAUAAUGGCUGAGGACACAGAAAUGACACAUGAUUUGAGCUAGGGAGGUAAGAUGGUAUGUAGAACUUGUCAUUUGAUUUAUAUAGUAAUGAAUUUAAUUACUGACUA